Molecule: messenger RNA, 4173 nt
Organism: Rangifer tarandus platyrhynchus (Svalbard reindeer)
Lineage: Eukaryota; Metazoa; Chordata; Mammalia; Artiodactyla; Cervidae
Source: the annotation of a GenBank genome assembly
AUGGUGAAGGAGCAGUUCCGGGAGACAGAUGUGGCCAAGAAAAUAAGCCACAUCUGUUUUGGAAUGAAAUCAGCCGAGGAGAUGCGCCAGCAGGCACACAUUCAGGUUGUGAGUAAGAACCUGUACAGCCAGGACAACAACCACGCCCCACUGCUAUAUGGGGUGCUUGACCACAGGAUGGGUACAAGUGAGAAGGACCGUCCUUGUGAAACCUGUGGGAAGAACUUGGCUGACUGUCUGGGCCACUAUGGGUACAUUGACUUGGAAUUGCCGUGUUUUCACGUGGGGUACUUCCGAGCAGUUAUCGGCAUCUUACAGAUGAUCUGUAAAACCUGCUGCCACAUCAUGCUGUCCCAGGAGGAGAAGAAGCAGUUUCUGGAUUAUCUAAAGAGACCUGGCCUGACCUACCUCCAGAAGCGAGGGCUGAAGAAGAAAAUCUCUGACAAGUGCCGGAAGAAGAACACGUGCCAUCACUGUGGCGCCUUCAAUGGUACUGUCAAGAAAUGCGGCUUACUGAAGAUAAUCCAUGAGAAGUACAAGACUAACAAGAAAGUGGUGGAUCCCAUCGUAUCAAGUUUCCUUCAGUCCUUUGAAACCGCCAUAGAGCAUAACAAAGAAGUAGAACCUCUCCUGGGAAGGGCACAGGAAAACUUGAAUCCCUUAGUAGUUUUGAAUUUAUUUAAACGAAUCCCAGCUGAAGACAUCCCUCUACUUCUGAUGAAUCCGGAAGCUGGAAAGCCCUCCGAUUUGAUUCUCACACGCCUCUUAGUGCCCCCUUUGUGUAUCAGACCCUCUGUCGUGAGCGAUUUGAAGUCUGGCACCAAUGAAGAUGAUCUGACGAUGAAGUUGACAGAAAUCAUUUUCCUAAAUGACGUCAUUAAAAAGCAUCGGAUAUCAGGAGCUAAGACCCAGAUGAUCAUGGAAGACUGGGACUUCCUGCAGCUGCAGUGCGCCCUCUACAUUAACAGCGAGCUCUCAGGCAUUCCCCUCAAUAUGGCACCCAAGAAAUGGACUAGAGGGUUUGUCCAGCGCCUGAAGGGAAAGCAGGGUCGAUUCAGAGGCAAUCUUUCAGGAAAGAGAGUGGAUUUUUCUGGCAGAACAGUCAUCUCACCUGACCCCAACCUCCGAAUUGACGAGGUAGCUGUGCCAGUUCAUGUGGCCAAAAUUCUAACAUUUCCUGAGAAGGUAAACAGAGCAAACAUCAACUUUCUGAGGAAACUGGUUCGAAAUGGCCCUGAAGUUCACCCAGGAGCCAAUUUCAUCCAGCAGAGACACACGCAGAUGAAGAGGUUUCUGAAAUACGGGAACAGAGAAAAGAUGGCCCAGGAGCUCAAGUUCGGGGACAUUGUGGAGAGGCACCUCAUAGAUGGAGACGUGGUCCUAUUCAACCGGCAACCCUCACUCCACAAAUUGAGCAUCAUGGCACACCUGGCCAGGGUCAAGCCCCACCGGACUUUCAGAUUUAAUGAGUGUGUCUGUACACCCUACAAUGCAGAUUUUGAUGGAGAUGAAAUGAACCUUCAUCUUCCUCAAACAGAAGAAGCUAAAGCAGAAGCCCUUGUUCUCAUGGGGACUAAAGCAAACCUUGUAACACCAAGAAAUGGAGAACCACUAAUUGCUGCUAUUCAGGAUUUUCUGACAGGUGCCUAUCUCCUCACUCUUAAGGACACUUUCUUUGACCGAGCCAAAGCUUGUCAGAUCAUCGCUUCAAUACUGGUGGGCAAGGAUGAGAAAAUUAGAGUUCGUCUCCCACCCCCCACAAUACUAAAGCCUGUCACCCUGUGGACGGGAAAGCAGAUCUUCAGCGUCAUCCUCAGACCCAGCGAUGACAAUCCAGUGAGGGCCAACCUCCGAACCAAGGGCAAGCAGUACUGCGGCAGAGGAGAGGACCUCUGUGUCAAUGACUCUUAUGUCACAAUCCAGAACAGCGAGCUGAUGAGUGGCAGCAUGGACAAAGGAACGCUGGGGUCAGGAUCCAAGAACAACAUUUUUUACAUUUUGCUGCGAGACUGGGGGCAGAAUGAAGCUGCCGAUGCCAUGUCACGGCUUGCCAGGCUGGCUCCCGUCUACUUGUCUAACCGUGGAUUCUCAAUCGGGAUUGGUGACGUCACACCUGGCCAAGGGCUGCUGAAGGCCAAGUAUGAGUUGCUGAAUGCUGGCUACAAAAAAUGCGAUGAGUACAUCGAAGCCCUGAACACAGGCAAGCUGCAGCAGCAGCCCGGCUGCACCGCCGAGGAGACUCUGGAGGCUUUGAUCCUGAAGGAGCUGUCUGUGAUCCGUGACCACGCAGGUAGCGCCUGCCUCCGGGAGCUGGACAAGAGCAACAGUCCCCUCACCAUGGCUCUGUGUGGUUCCAAAGGUUCCUUCAUUAACAUAUCACAGAUGAUUGCCUGUGUGGGACAGCAAGCUAUCAGUGGCUCUCGAGUGCCAGAUGGCUUUGAAAACAGGUCCCUGCCUCACUUUGAAAAACACUCAAAGCUCCCAGCUGCCAAAGGCUUUGUGGCUAAUAGCUUUUAUUCCGGUUUGACACCAACCGAGUUUUUCUUCCACACGAUGGCUGGCCGGGAAGGUCUGGUUGACACAGCCGUGAAGACAGCUGAGACAGGAUAUAUGCAGAGAAGGCUCGUCAAGUCCCUGGAAGAUCUUUGCUCACAGUAUGACCUGACAGUCCGCAGCUCUACGGGCGACAUCAUCCAGUUCAUUUACGGGGGAGACGGCUUAGAUCCUGCAGCCAUGGAGGGGAAAGAUGAGCCCUUGGAGUUUAAAAGGGUUCUGGACAACAUCAAAGCAGUCUUCCCAUGCCGGAGCGAGCCUGCUCUCAGUAAGAAUGAGCUGCUCCUGAGCGCCGAGUCCAUCAUGAAGAAGAACGAGUUUCUCUGCUGCCAGGACAGCUUCCUGCAGGAGAUAAAAAAGUUUAUCAAAGAGGUUUCUGAGAAGAUCAAGAAGACCAGAGAUAAAUAUGGCAUCAACGACAACGGCACAACAGAGCCCCGUGUGCUGUACCAGUUGGACCGGAUCACCCCAACCCAAAUAGAGAAGUUUCUGGAGACAUGUAGGGACAAGUACAUGAGGGCACAGAUGGAGCCAGGUUCCGCGGUGGGUGCACUCUGUGCUCAGAGCAUUGGCGAGCCAGGCACCCAGAUGACCCUGAAGACUUUCCACUUUGCAGGCGUGGCCUCCAUGAACAUCACCCUGGGCGUGCCCCGCAUCAAAGAGAUCAUCAACGCCUCCAAGGCCAUCAGCACUCCCAUCAUCACAGCACAGCUGGACAAGGACGACGAUGCAGAUUACGCUCGUCUGGUGAAAGGGAGAAUUGAGAAAACCCUCUUGGGAGAGAUUUCAGAGUAUAUUGAAGAAGUGUUUCUUCCUGAUGAUUGCUUCAUUCUCGUCAAGCUCUCCCUAGAACGGAUCAGACUUCUGAGGCUGGAAGUGAACGCUGAGACGGUGAGGUACUCCAUCUGCAUGUCCAAGCUGCGCGUGAAGCCCGGCGACGUGGCCGUGCACGGGGAGGCGGUGGUGUGUGUCACCCCCCGGGAGAACAGCAAGAGCUCCAUGUACUACGUGCUGCAGUUCCUGAAAGAGGACCUCCCCAAGGUGGUGGUGCAGGGCAUCCCGGAGGUGUCCCGAGCUGUCAUCCACAUCGAUGAGCAGAGCGGGAAGGAGAAGUACAAGCUCCUGGUGGAGGGUGAUAACCUGCGGGCCGUCAUGGCCACCCACGGCGUGAAGGGCACCCGGACCACCUCCAACAACACGUACGAGGUGGAGAAAACCCUGGGCAUCGAAGCUGCCCGGACAACUAUCAUCAACGAGAUCCAGUAUACAAUGGUCAACCACGGCAUGAGCAUCGACCGGCGGCACGUGAUGCUGCUGUCCGAUCUCAUGACCUACAAGGGUGAAGUCCUGGGCAUCACCAGGUUUGGCCUGGCCAAGAUGAAGGAGAGCGUGCUGAUGCUGGCCUCAUUUGAGAAGACGGCUGACCACCUCUUUGACGCUGCCUACUUUGGGCAGAAGGACUCUGUGUGUGGGGUGUCUGAAUGCAUCAUCAUGGGGAUCCCCAUGAACAUUGGAACUGGACUCUUCAAGCUGCUCCACAAGGCCAACAGGGACCCCAGCCCUCCCAGGAGGCCCCUCAUCUUCGACACAAGCGAAUUCCACAUCCCCCUUGUCACCUAG